This is a messenger RNA of Ctenocephalides felis (cat flea), 1077 nucleotides long. Its product is annotated as zinc finger protein 525-like. The record is from RefSeq and is a predicted model, not a curated record. The transcript has a single exon. Bases 1 to 1077 code for a protein of 358 amino acids. Gene Ontology annotation, molecular function: DNA-binding transcription factor activity; RNA polymerase II cis-regulatory region sequence-specific DNA binding. Lineage: Eukaryota; Metazoa; Arthropoda; Insecta; Siphonaptera; Pulicidae. Gene Ontology annotation, biological process: regulation of transcription by RNA polymerase II.
AUGUCGGAAGAAACAUUGAUGUCUAUGAAUGAUCAGGUAAUUAAGAUUGAACUACCAGAAUAUUCAGAAGAAGACAUUAAACACGAAAUUGAUGAUCUUGAGGCAAUUGUUAAAUUUGAAUCGUGUUCUGAGGACGAUGAGACGUGUUCAGAAAGAUUCAUGAACACCGAAGUGACUAAAGAAGAAGGAGAAGUCAAACAGGAGUCAAUUGGGACAUCAGCUUAUGAAUGUGACAUUUGUAAUCGAUCAUUUGCAGAAUCAGAUCAUUUAAAGGAGCAUAUGGUUGAUCACAUGCCUUGUAAGAGCGAAGAACGUCCUUUCAAAUGCGACAUCUGUCUCAAGACUUACAAACGAAAAAGUCAUCUGAAAACUCACAUGCUGAUUCAUAGUGGAUUAAGACCCCAUGCAUGCACUAUAUGUAAUAUAGCAUUCAGAAGCUCAAGUAAUUUAAAAGAUCACCUUCUUAUUCACAGUGAUGAGCGCUCCCACAAAUGCAAUGUGUGCAAUAAGACAUUCGGACGACUAGGUUCUCUGAACAUUCACAUGCUGAUUCACAGUGGAGUACGCUCUCAUAAAUGCAAGAUAUGCAAUAAGGCAUUCACAAGAUCGAGUAGUCUAAAAACUCACAUGCUCAUUCACAUUGGCGAGCGCCCCCACGAAUGCACUAUAUGCAAUAAAACAUUCAGACAUUUAAGUACUCUGAAAAGUCACAACCUAAUUCACAUUGGCGAGCGCCCCUUCGAAUGCACUAUAUGCAAUAAGACAUUCAGACAUUCAAGUGCUCUGAAAAAUCACAACCUAAUUCACAGUGGUGAGCGCCCCUAUAAAUGCAUUAUAUGCAAUAAGACAUUCAUACAAUUAACUACUCUGAAUAAUCACAACCUAAUUCACAUUGGUGAGCGCCCCCACGAAUGCACUAUAUGCAAUAACAAAUUCACACAAUUAAGUAAUCUGAAAACACACAUGUCUAGAGCGCAUCCUCAUGAAUGUAAAAAAUGCAAUAAGAAAUUUAAUAGAUCGACCACUUUGAAGAAGCACAUGGAAAUUCAUAGACGGAAGCGUGAUGAAAAUCAAUGA